AUGUUCACCAAAAUAAUCUUCGCUGCCCUGUUCGCUGUAGCAGCAGCAAAGCCCGGUAUCCAUUCGGUAGCAUAUAACGCUCCCUUAGUAGGGCCUGUAGCGUACACCGCACCUGUAGCCGCUGCCUACACAGCCCGUUUUCCUGCCUACCCUUCUGCGGUUGCCGCUGCUUACACUGCUCCCGUUGCUGCCGCUUACACUGCUCCCGUUGCCGCUGCAUACACUGCUCCCGUUGCCGCUGCUUACUCUGCUGCAUACACUGCUCCCGUUGCUGCUGCUUACACUGCGCCAGUUGCCGCUGCCUACGCCCCUGUAUCUGCCUACAGCGCUCCUCUAGUUUCAGCUGCAUACAGAGCACCUGUUUUCUUAAAGUAA
Leptosia nina is the source of this 375-nucleotide messenger RNA. The record is from the annotation of a GenBank genome assembly. NCBI's taxonomy places the organism in Eukaryota, Metazoa, Arthropoda, Insecta, Lepidoptera, Pieridae.